AUGGGUGUCCACGGGCUUUGGGAUGUCGUCCAGCCAUGCGCUCGACCCAUAAAACUGGAAACCCUCAAUAGAAAACGCCUAGCGGUUGACGCUUCUAUCUGGAUCUAUCAAUUCUUAAAGGCUGUCCGCGACAAGGAAGGAAACGCCCUCCGGAACUCUCACGUUGUUGGCUUUUUCCGUCGCAUAUGCAAACUGCUCUUCUUCGGAAUCAAGCCCGUCUUUGUGUUCGACGGUGGCGCGCCGAUCCUGAAACGACAAACCAUUGCCGCUAGAAAGAAGCGACGGGAAGGUCGCAGAGAAGAUGCAGUGCGAACUGCGGGGAAGCUCCUUGCAGUGCAACUCCAGAGGACUGCAGAAGAGGAAGCGGCCCGGCAAAAGAAUCAAGCGUCUAGAAAGGAAGAGGAGGUCCCUGACAACCCGGUUUAUGCUGAAGAGGCCUUCAUGACCGAAAAAGAAAAGCGGCAAAAUCGGACAUUCAAGAAAAAAGAUGCGUACCAUCUCCCAGACCUGCAAGUCUCUCUCGAAGAGAUGGGAGCGCCGAAUGAUCCUCGUAUCAUGUCCCGGGAGGAGCUUGAGGAGUAUGCUCGGCAGUUUCAUCAGGGUGAAGAUAUCAAUCUUUAUGAUUUCUCCAAGAUUGAUUUCGACAGCCCUUUCUUUCUCAGUCUACCUGCCACCGAUCGGUAUAACAUCCUUAACGCCGCCAGGCUGCGGAGUAGACUGCGUAUGGGAUACUCCAAAGAGCAGCUGGACAACAUGUUUCCUGAUCGGAUGGCUUUCUCGAAAUUCCAGAUCGAGCGUGUUAAGGAGAGAAAUGAUCUUACUCAACGCCUGAUGAAUAUCAAUGGUAUGAAUGGUGAAGAAGCGUUCUACAACUCGGGGCAGCGGAUUGCCGGAGAGCGCGGAAGAGAAUAUGUCCUGGUCAAGGACAGCACUAUUGAAGGCGGCUGGGUGUUGGGUGUGGUCGGCAACAAAGAUGAGGGCCGUGAAGAUAAACCCAUCGACGUUGAACAAUAUGGGAAGCUGGAGAUCCUCCCCGAAAUAAACAGCGAGUCGGAUGACGAAGGCGGCUUCGAAGAUGUCCCUAUUGAGGGUCUCAAUCGCCUUCCCAAGAUUCCUCUUCUUCGGGAUGGUGUAUUUGACGAGUCAAUACGACAACAGGUUCAAGCUGGCGCUGCAACGCACCACCUGGAUGAUGAUGCUCUUUUCGUCGAGGGUGACGAAUCUCGCACUCGGGUUGGGAUUGAUGACAUUUUCGAAGACAAUGAAGAUGAGGACCUCCAAAGAGCUAUUCAAAUGUCGCUAGAGCCGGCGACUUCAAAGCAACACGAUGAUGACAUGCCGGAAAUUCGUAUAAACCGGGACAAUGCACCCGUCCAACAACCUCCGGCAGUGCUGAGUCCCAUGUCUGAGAGUGAGGACGACGCGCUGGAUUUUGCUGCUGCAUUAGCUCAGUCGCGGAGAACGAAGAAACGACCUUCUGACGUUAUUGCGUCGCGGCCCACCGUUAGCCAUCCUUUUGAAGGGCCGUUGCCUUUCGAGACCUUGAAUUACAAACCAGCAAAGAAAGGACAAGCCUCGCAAGAGGUUGAUGACAAUGCUGGAGGUUUCGAGAAGAAACCGGCCAAGUCAAAGGAGCAAAUUCCCUUACCACCCUGGUUCUCUGGGGAUACUGCCAACGCCGAGUUCUUCCCUGACAAUACGGAAGACAAUCCGCUAGAGGCGUACCGUGAUCGGACUAUGACACCAGAUCAUGUUUUCCUGAAGGAGCAUCGCUCACCCGGUGUCAUUGAGCCUGACAAGCGCUCUGAAGUAAUUGAUUUGGAUUCAGACACUGAGUUCAAAGAUGAUGGUCUAAAAUCCUCGGUCUCUGAUGAAUCAGCUAAUGCAGAUGUACAAACUUCAACUAUAUCUGCCUCGCACCAAUCAGAGACUACACAAGUUUCUACAACGGAGAAGGUUGGGAACAUGAAACCGCAGAGUGAUGGGAGCUCCAGCGCGGCGGUUCAUGUAGUUGAUAGCCCAAGUGUGGUCAAGGCGCCGACGCCGCGUGCUGAACCAUCUCCAUCCCCAGACUUCGAAGACGUUCCGAUGCAACCACAAGAACCCCUUUCCAAUGGGAUCUCCGCCGACGACGCUCGAGCUACACGCACUGCGGCGUCCCCCUCCCCGGAAUUCGAGGACGUCUCUUUGAACCCACAGAACUCGGUUCUUGAUUCUGUUCCGGAGCAGAAUCAAGCUUCGUUAGCAGUUGACCAGUCAGAUAAUCUCUUUGUCGAAGAUGAUGGCUUUUCGGACCCGGAAGAUGAAGAACUGAUGCGACAGCUUGCGGCUGAAGGUGAAGAACAUGUCCGAUUCGCAGCAACACUCAAUUCUACCUCACAAGCAGAAAGCACUUUCAAUUACGAGCAAGAGCUCAAACAAUUACGCUCUCAACAGAAGAAGGACCGCAGAGACGCGGACGAGGUUUCUCAGAUCAUGAUCUCGGAGUGCCAACAGCUUCUGACGCUGUUCGGUCUGCCAUAUAUCACGGCCCCUAUGGAAGCCGAGGCGCAAUGUGCUGAGCUCGUGUCCCUCGGCCUCGUCGACGGGAUCAUCACCGACGACAGUGAUAUCUUCCUCUUUGGAGGCACACGCGUGUACAAGAACAUGUUCAAUCAGAGCAAGUUCGUCGAGUGCUACCUGACGUCUGACCUGGAGAAGGAAUACGCCCUUCACCGACGCAAGCUUAUCAGCUUCGCCCAUCUGCUGGGCAGUGACUACACAGAGGGCAUUCCUGGCGUCGGCCCAGUGACAGCGCUGGAAAUUCUUACGGAAUUUUCGAGCCUGGAGGAGUUCCGGGACUGGUGGUCCCAGGUGCAAAUGGGCAUGAAUGCGAACGAUGGUAGCCAUGCCGCGUUCUACAAGAAGUUCAAGAAACAAGCCUCGAAGAUCUUCUUGCCACCUGCUUUCCCAGACCCUCGCGUGGACGUGGCCUAUCUCGAACCCGAGGUCGACUCGGACCCGUCUCCUUUCCAAUGGGGUGUGCCCGAUCUGCAUGGACUACGUAACUACCUGAUGGCUACGAUUGGGUGGAGUCAGGAACGGACCGAUGAGGUCCUGGUGCCGGUGAUCCGGGACAUGAAUCGUCGAGAGCAGGAAGGCACUCAGUCCAACAUCACGAGCUUCUUUCAAGGGCCUCAGGGUGCGGGCGCCUUUGCCCCUCGUGCGCGUCGGGGUGGUCCCAGCCGGAUGGAGAAGGCGUUUAGUCGCCUGCGGCAGGAAGCCGAGGCAGGGAGCCGCCAGGCUCUGCAGGACGACGAGGCUAGGGAUGGUUCCCACGAGGAUGGUCCUGCCUCUUCCACACGAGCACGAGGACCAGAGAAAGGUACCAAGCGAGAUCAUGUUACAUGGUUUUAA
This is a messenger RNA of Aspergillus terreus NIH2624, 3396 nucleotides long. Its product is annotated as ssDNA endodeoxyribonuclease RAD2. Gene Ontology annotation, cellular component: nucleus. Gene Ontology annotation, biological process: nucleotide-excision repair. The record is from RefSeq and is a predicted model, not a curated record. Gene Ontology annotation, molecular function: DNA endonuclease activity; single-stranded DNA binding. The transcript is spliced from 2 exons. The coding region runs from base 1 to 3396 and encodes 1131 amino acids. NCBI's taxonomy places the organism in Eukaryota, Fungi, Ascomycota, Eurotiomycetes, Eurotiales, Aspergillaceae.